Molecule: messenger RNA, 366 nt
Organism: Ambispora leptoticha
Lineage: Eukaryota; Fungi; Glomeromycota; Glomeromycetes; Archaeosporales; Ambisporaceae
Source: the annotation of a GenBank genome assembly
AUGUCAUCUAGACAAGUCAAUCAAGUAAGCAUCUGCAAAGAUAUGCAAGUCAGACUUGCAGAACUUAAAGAAUUAGCUGAAUGGUUAGCUGGGCCAGAAAAAGGUCAUAAGCCAAAAGAAUCAGAACCAGUUCCUAUUACAUUUGAUGAAUGGGCAGAUAAACAUUUAUGUUGGGAAAUGGAUAGAAUGAAAAGACAAAUGCAAUUUGAUGAUAAUAAUAUACCUAUAGGUUUAAAAGAGGAAUGGGUUCCAGAAGAAAAACAAGAAUGGAAAAUGGAGUCUCAUGGAUGGAUACCAUCAUUUAAUGAAUAUUCUAAUGAAAAAAUCAAUAUACAUAAGCUUUUAAUAAUGGAUCAGAGGGCAUAG